This is a messenger RNA of Dimorphilus gyrociliatus, 9052 nucleotides long. Lineage: Eukaryota; Metazoa; Annelida; Polychaeta; Dinophilidae. The record is from the annotation of a GenBank genome assembly.
UAUGGAUAAAAUAUCGAUAUUUUUAAUAUCUCUUUGUUUCUAUCAAUUUAAAUCUGAAAUAUUGCUCCCAAAACCGAGUCAUGUAAUAAUAGCUUCGAAAUUUAUUAGACCCGACAUGACCUAUAGAAUGACGGUUGAAAUAUUUGAAUCAAUGUAUGAAAAAUUUAAAUUAGCCGCUUCGAUUUCAAAUGGCCAAUCGGAAAUUGCAUCAUCGUCUAUUACCGCUUCUAGAAAUAGUUUUACAACACUAGAAAUGAAAAUUCCAAGAUCUACUGUAAAUGGAAAUUAUACAUUAAGAUUAAAGUCUUAUACGAUAGAUUAUUCAACAUUAUUGUUUGAAAAUAUUACGGAAUUAACAUUCCAAUCAAAAUAUAUUUCAUUAUUUGUUCAAACUGACAAGGUUAUAUAUGGAAUAGCUCAGAAAAUGAAUUUUAGAAUAUUUGCCAUAAAACCUAACCUUGAGCCUGUGGAUGAGGGCCAGAUUACAAUUUACCUGGUCAAUCCUAAAGGUAUAAAAGUUCAUAGAAUAAAGGAAAAAAUGCUUCGCAAUGGCAUAUAUGAAGGUUCUUAUUUUUUACCGUAUCCCAGAGUGUACGGAUGGUGGAAAUUCGAAAUAGACGGCUUUGGUACUACUUAUGAGCACAAGUUCUAUAACUACGAAUAUUAUCAGCUAAUGUUGGAAGUCAACGUUACAAUGCCCCACUAUGUCAUGGAAAAUGAGUUUGGGGUCUAUGGGGUACUAACAGCUAACUGGACAAAGGGUUACCCCGUUAAAGGUUCUGCAGACUUAGAUAUAGAAAUAUUUAAAGAUGGCGGGCAGAAUGAUAUUGGAUCAUUUAGAAAGCAUAUACCAUACUUUGAAGGAGUGACAAGCUUUUUAAUUACAAUGGAAGAAUUAAAAGAGGCUGUUAAACUUUCUAAAAUUGAUGGGUUGAAAAAUUGUCGUAUUGUUGUUACGGCAACUGUCAAUGAUCAAAUUUACGUAAAUAUACCAACAAAGGGAAAAGCUACAACUAUAAUAUUUGAAGAUUUGAUAAAACUUAGAUUUCUUGGCGGUGAUAUUAGAACUUUUAAACCUGGGAAAAAUAUGGAUAUUUAUAUUGCAGUUUCGCAGUCUGAUAACAAACCUUAUUCCCUAAACAUAAAUAGAGCUGUACGCAUUCAAACUAAUGCAAAAAAACAAAACUCUAAAGCAUCAGAAGAAAAGACAGCUUUAGUUUUAAUUGGUGAUGACGGUAUUGCACGUUAUUCAUUCGUACCAGACGACGACGACCUUCAAUUAACUAUUUCGGUCUCACAUUUUCGUGGUAACUCGAUAAAAAUGGUCGCCUAUCGGGAAUAUUCUGAGAUCAAUCAUUAUUUGUCUGUUACUACUAGUACUGUAAAUCCAAGGAUUGAACUAAAAGUUAACAAGGGCAAAGACUUUAGCCAUAAUACUGUGGAAGUUGUUGUAAAAGGAGAUCGUAGCUCUAUCAUUGCAAUAAAUGCUCAGGACUAUUCAAAUUAUGUAUUCCAGCCGAACUUCUUCACCAAACAUAGGGUUGAACAAGAGUUGAUGACGUAUAAUGUAGGAGCAAAUUCAACAUUAGAUCAUACUUGGUUACGAAAUGAAGGUAUCAAGGAUACUAUGCAUUACACUGCAUCAUCUAGUGCGAUAGAUGCUAAUACAACUUUCCAGUUUUUGGGAUUGGAAAUCUUUACUGAUGCCAGAUUGGAUAGGUUGCCAAGCAUUGAUAAAUGCAAUAGAACACUUGGUUUUUCAUCUUGUUUCGAUGGUCAGUGCUAUGAACUAUCUACAGCAUGCGAUGGUGUCUGGAAUUGUCACGAUGGAGCAGAUGAAAUGGGUUGUCCUGACCCCACAGAAUCAGCAGUUGAGAAAUUACAAAACAUUGAAAUGCUCCAUCCGGAAUUGCUUUAUACAUAUGACGAUACUUCUUGGCUUUGGAAAUGGAACUUUACGAAACCGGACGGUAGCUCAUUUACAAUUGCAGAAGUUCCACAUAGACCCACCACAUGGUUAGUAAGCGCAAUAACAAUGAGUAAAGAACACGGACUUGCUUUUGUUGAAGAACCCUUUAGAUUUUCAUCAACGAGAAGCUUUUAUAUUGAGCUAGAGGCUCCUUUACGAGUUGUUACGGGAGAACAAAUUGGUUUAAAAGUGACAAUUUUCAACUAUUGGCACGAACCUCUAGAAGCUUUAAUAACAUUACAUAAAUCUGAUGUGUUUAAAAGUAUAUCGGUACCGGAUGACGGCUUUGUUACUGCAUUUUCGGCUAAGUUAGUAGAAGGAAUACGUCAAGUUAUGGUUAGAUUAGAAGCUGGCGAGACAAAAAUUAUUCAUUUUCCUAUUGUUACUGAAAUAAUAGGACGGCAUAUUGUUACUGUUUCGGGUGAUAGUUUUGUCGCAAAGCGAACAAGAUCUAUAUCGAUAAGAGUUACAGCACUGGGAAUUAAUAACCGUUACUUAACCUGUCACUUGGUUGACUUAUUAAAUCAUGGUACAUUAUCUGUGCCAGAUUUUAAGAUACCAAUUCAAGAAAGAUUUAUUUUACCUGAGCAACAACGCCAUAUUUACGUUCCAGGUACACCUAUUGGCGAAUUAAAGAUUGUUGGCGGAACGACAGGUCCUGAAACUUGGGACUCCGCAAGAUAUCUGAGAAUGUCAAUUAAUACAGGCGCAGGUUAUGCAAUAAAUUUAGCUUUACAUGCUCUUUGGAUAAACUUUUUCAAAGACCAGAACGCCGCCGAUAAAGCUAAAGUCUCUGAAUCACUUCAAGGUCUAGCAGAAGGUAUAACACAAUUAAUGGUUUACUAUGAUUAUGCCGGAAAUGGUAGAGGUUAUUUUGCCAUGUGGUUGGAUAAAAAACCUAGUUUAUUUGUAACACUUAAUGGAGUAUAUGCACUAUCUCAAUUUUAUAAAAAUCCUGAAUGGAUUCAACAAUUUCUCUUCAUAGAUUUGAAUGUUGUUCAUAACGCUACAAGAUGGAUUUGUGAACAGCAAACUGCAGAAGGAGCUUUUGGCGAAAUGCAUAUAUCAACAGACGAUAGUUUUAGAUCAGUUAUCACGGAUGAAAAGGGCAAUUUUUUAAAUAUAACAAUGACAGCUUAUACCUUAACUUUAUUACACGAUAUCUAUCCUGUUCUAAACGAUAAUAAUGUUUCGUCACUUGCGAGCAAUGCUAUUAAUAAGGGAUUAAAGUAUAUUGCUUCUCAUUUGGAUAAGAUUGAUGAUCCAUUUUGCAUGGCUUUCGUCGCUUAUUCUAUGAAGUUGCACGAUCACUUUAGUACUGAAGCUGCAGUUGGAAAAUUUAUGAAUAUGACAAGAAUAAAGGGGGGAAGAUACUGGUCCAGAGUAGAAAUACCACAAGUACAAACCGAAUUUACGGAAUCUAUCCCUGCUCUCCUUGGUAGGAGAUCUUCAAUUGAUGAUGCUCAAUCUAUUAUAGCUACAGGAGUAGGCCUUCUGUUGGAUAUUGCCACAAACGGUACUGAAAGAGACUUGUCAAUUUAUACGCCCACUGUAAGCUGGCUUCAAUCGCGUCGAAGAACAUUUUACGGCUGGACGUCGGGACCUGCAACGUUUUGGGCUCUAAAAGGUCUUAUGACCUAUGAAAAGGCAGAUAAAUUUGUUUCCCAUCAUUAUAUUAAGGCUGAUAUAACAUUACUUGCUGGCGAAAGAAAGUUUCGAAUGAAUUUCAAUGGUUCAAAUUGGUAUAAUGUACAGGGAUUUAAGUUUACAGAAAAAGUUUAUGGUAAUGUGAGAGUUUUUGCAGAAGGAACAGGCAUGUUUCUUAUUGAAUUACAAACAAUGGCGUUUGUUGAAUUUGAAGAUCAAAUUAAAAGAUCGAGAAAUAGAGUUUUAUUAGAAGCAGAUCAAAUACGAUACUAUGGUCGAAAUUAUUCAUCCAUAGAUAUAACAGUUUGCGCACAAUGGUUCCGACCUGAUUUAACGCCAAUUACUGGGCAAGCUGAUAUUGAAAUUGGUAUACCAAGUGGUUAUUACGUUUUAAAAGAAAUGCUGAACAAUUUCACGAAUAGCCAUCCCCUGAUACAAGAUAACGAUUUCAGUACAUCAACUCAAAAAGCGACGUAUUAUCUGGACUAUCUACCGCCAGAGAGAACUUGUGUUAUGGUCACUGCUCAUAGAUAUCAUCCCGUAGCAAAUUUCUCUAUUCCUCAUAAGCUGCAAGCAUAUAAUCAUUUCGAUAUGAGCAAAAAGAACAAGUCUCUUUACGAUACGCAAACUCUUUCUCAACUGACUAUUUGUCAGGCGUUUGGAUCUUAUCAAUGUCCAUACUCACCAUUCUAUAAUCGUGCAUCAACAACGGCGAAUUUUAGCCUUUACUGUAUUCUCUUUGAAAUCUUAUCAGAAGUCUAUACAAAACACGGUAAUAAAAUAGUGUCCUUUGGAGAAAUGCUCACAAAGUCAACAGGAACUAUAGAAGAAUUGCAAUAUUGGUCGAAUCUAAUAAGCUGUUACAAGCCUCUUAAAACAUGGAUAAAGGAAAACUUUAAAAUGUUCUUGGCUUACUUGUGCAAUAGAUUGGAAAAAGAUUAUGAUAGUCUUAUCUUCAAUCGAAACCAAAAAUUGGUAAAAUCAUUAGAACUGGAAGUUAAAAUAUAUAUGCAAGUGAUGCAAGCUCUUAAAGAUUUCCCGCAACUUUUACAACAGCAUAGAAAUUUUAUAUUUUCUUUAAGGAGGAAUUUAAUAAAUAUUGUUACAUGCGAUAUCUGUAAAAGAGAUUGUCGCCUUUUGGCGGCAAAUGCUUUAUUGAUGCAUAUGCAAUCUGAAGGUUUGGAUGACGAAGAAUUUUUGAAAUUUUUCAAAUCUCUUUAUGAUUCUUUUGGUUUUUAUUACGAACCUGAAAAGGAAGUUAGAAAUAAUACUUUUUCUCAUGUUGCACUACUUUAUGGAUUUUUAUCUUUAAAAUGUGAAAGAUAUCUUGAAUAUACAAUUGAUGAUAUAGUUUUCAGUCAAUUCCUUCUAAAUAAUAUACUAGAUUUAUCAGCUUAUGGUGAUUUCAAGUAUAAUGUUUUCAAAAUUUGGAAAAUACUCUUUACAAAAAUUCAACCGAAUUCUUUAUCGAAGAAGUCUUUGGAUAGUAUUUGUAAAGUUCUCAGAGGUAAUUUUGAUUGUCCAAUUGACGGCGUCAGACAAUUUUCUUUUGAUAUAUUAAAUAUUUUAUUAAAGAAAUUUGAUGAAGAUAAAGAUUUAGCAGAGAAUUUCUAUAAAUUUUCUACAACUCUUGCAUGGAACGGAAGAUUAAAAUAUAAAUUAUUUUGUAUUGUUUUGCAAUAUAUUGAAAAUAAUGAAAUAUUACCGGAAAUUUUGAUUAACAGUUUGGAAGGUUUUACAACGGAUUAUUUAGCUCCAGCAGCUGGUGACCUAUGCAAUUUUAUAUCAAGUAAACUAACAUAUAUAAAUGUUCAAGUUGUUAUCGAAGCUGUUAAAAAAGCAAUUUGUAACGAAAAUAAGUUAACAGCUUCCAGAGCAGCUAGACUAUGGAUUCCAAAUCUACUUCGUCAACAUUCUAAUAUAAGUAAUAAAUUGGAUGAAAAAUUGAAAGAUGUUUCAAAUGAAUACGAAUUAUUCGGAUAUCUAUGCUUUUUGAAUACUUGUAGAAGUUUGAAUAUCAUUUCUGAUAUUUCUAAGUUUUCAAAUAUACUGGAGAAAGUUGUUAUUCACGUAGAUGAACAAAUAAGAAUGGAAGCAUUGUCAUUCGUUACUAUUAGUUACAAGAAAUCAGAAAUUCCUUUAAAUAUUGAAUAUGAAUUGGCAAUGAAAGGUAUAUUAUGUAGUUUAAGUGUUGAUGAUGCAACAUUUAGGAAAAAUCUGACAAGAUGUGUCGAAAAUUUCCUAUUAAGAAUUUGUUAUAGUUCUACAUCAAUUAUAAAAGCAGAUACUUUAGAAAACAAGCAAAUAUAUCAAGCUAUUGAUUUUCUCGAUAAAUUAUGGAUCGAAUUAAUUGAACAGCUGGAACCUUCAAGCAACUUUCAAAGGCAUAAAAUUUGUCUUGAUUUAAUAAAAUUAUACCUUGAUAUUAUCUUCAAAGGUCCGAGAAAACAGCGCGAUGUGAAUGGUUUUCCUCUUUUAUUGGAAUUUGCAAAUUCAAAGGGUAGGAUGUUAACAAUUGAGAAAUCUAGUUAUCGUAUUCUUAUUUGCCUCCUACAUACAACAGAUGAAAUUAGAGAAACGGCAUAUGACAUUUUAUCGGAUGAUAAUUAUCCAAUAAAACUUGAAAAUGUCGAUGAUUUAUUAGAAGAUUCAUUAUAUUGGUUAUAUAGCUUUAAAGCUCAUGAAGCAGAUACUGGAUCUCUAUUAUUCUCCUUACUUAUUGAAAAAUAUUAUGCUGAAGCUAACAAACAAUUACCUAUUAGAAUUUUUGGCGACAGUGAAAAUGUUUAUGUUGUCGCUUUGAACUUCCUAACCAAACAGCUUAAAAUCCGAUUAAAUUCCGUUAGAUUGAACACUUUGGAAGGAGCUCAAAAAUCACCUGUACAUGGUAUUUUAAAAGCUAUUAGUUUAUUGAUAUCUGUUAACAAAUCAUUCUGGCUGCCAUUCUGGAAAGAUAUCUUAGAUAUUGUUAUCAGUCUUAUUGAUACAGCUUUAUAUAACUUAGGUGGAAAAGUUUCUUCUCAAGAUGAAAUAACACCUUCUUUUGAGCAAAUGGGUAUUUCUAUAAUGAAUGAAUUAGACGACGAUGAAGAAUCGGCUUGUAAUUUGCCAGUGGAAUAUCAAUUGAUAUUAUCCUGGUGUUGGCUUUGUAUUAAAGAAUCGUCUUAUUUAUUGGGAGUUGCUCAAAAGAAUAUGAAGUUACCGAUGAAUGAGGUGAAAGUCAUGUCAAAUGCUUUUUUAUUAAUAAUGAAGAGAUGUAGACAUAGAGGAGCAAUAGAAAGUUGUAAUCUGGGUUUUAAAUUAUUUUGCGAAGGAUUAUUGAAACAGGAUGAAAUUGAAUAUAAUAAUAUACCCCAUCAUCUUCUUAAGGAUGUAAUGAAUACUAUACGAAAUGGCAGUAAUACAUCAGUUACUAGACGUUCAGCCGGAUUUCCUUAUAUUGUUCAAACUGUUUUGUCAACUUAUUCGAGAACUUCUUUACAGCCAAAUCUAUUAGAUGAUACAGUUAAAGAAUUGGUUGAUAUUAUUUCAUCUCCCUUACCUCAAGUUGAUAUAAAAGUGGAUCUACCACAUUUUCACGCAUUGAAUAUUUUACAUGCUAUUCUCAAGAAUUCAACCUUAAGCAGUAGCAUUACAAAUUACUUGGAUAUCGUUGGAAUAUGCGUUUUAAAAGGGUUUAACUCGGAUAUUUGGAAUAUUCGCAAUGGUUGCACCCAAUUAUUUAGCUCUUUAUUAAAGAGGAUAUUUGGUCAAAAGAAAGAAGAAGGUGUUCUACUUACUAGUUUAUCUAUUUUAGAAUUUGAGAGAGAAUAUCGCCGACUUUUUUCGUACAUAACUGCAAUCUUUCUAUCUGCUAAGCCUGUUGAUAUGAAAGAACUGGAAUGGAAUAUUAUUCCAUGUUUAACUAUCUUAUCAAGUUUAGCUACUAUUCAAACAGAGCAAGAUGAAUUACCGCAAAUAAUAAGUCUUAGACAAAACGUCCAGAAGAUGCUGGAAUGUCCAAUAUACGUCGUACGACAUCUAGCGGCUAAGUCGCUAAUUAAUUUGUUAAGAAAAAGUGAUUAUGAACGAACAAGAAAUGAAACUUUGAAAAAGCUAGAAAAAACAUCAAAUACAAAUAGACUACAUGGGAAUUUAUUAGUAAUAGACAACUUAAUAGCGUUAAAUGAAAUAGAGACGUCACUUCAUACGCAAGAGUUAUUAAUUGAAAAAAAAUUCCUAUUACGUCACCCAUGUAAACUAAUAGCUAGUUUGUACCUUCGAAUUGUUGAUAAAUUAUUAAAAGGACAAGACUUUAUUGAAAAUAUCUUGAAUACCAUUAAAUCAAUCGAUAUUAAUUCAAAUUUGGCUAUCGGAAAUGAUCGUUAUCAAAUAGAUCGUUUGAAUUUUACAGCAAAAAAUGGGUUUUUAAAUAAUUCAGAUAUGAGGACAUAUUUAGAUUCAUAUGAUGAGGACGUUGUCAAAUGGGCUUUAUUAUACUUAUUAAAAAUGGACUACUUAUUUGAAUUUGAUGAAAUCGUUUGGAAAAAAUUUCAAUCUAACGUUUCAUUAUCGACCAAGACUGUUUGUUUAGACGUCCUAUAUCAAAUGGCUAGACGAGCUAAGAAUCAUAUUGAUUGUUUAAAUCGGGCUAAAUUUUUAUUAUUCAAUCAACUUGAAAGAUCAUUAAAUUCAACUUUAACUGCAAGAACUAUUGAAUUAUCCUCAUUAUAUAUUAAAUAUUUUGAUGAUGAAUUAGAAGAUGAAAGAUUUAGAAACAUUUUAGAAAUUUUUAGUAAAAUUGUAUAUGAUUCCUGCAUUGGAGAUAGGCCUCACCAACUCCAAUAUUCAAUUAUUAACGCAUUGGAAAGUUGUUUUAUUAAAGUUCAAAAGAAAGCUUCAAACAAAGCUAUUUUUCGAUUUGUCGAGGUCAUUAACGAACUACUCUUUUCGCAAACAUCGGAAAUAAGAACAAAAUGUUGUUAUUUAAUAAUAGAUAUCGUUUCAGAGGUUACUGGAGAUAAAGUUGAUUACCUUAUUCCUUGUAGUUCUGUGGCAUUUGAGGUAUGGAUCACCUUUUUAGAAACCCAUCUAUCGGAAUAUUUUAUGCUCUCCUUCCAAGCCGCUAUUAACGCCAUCUUGUGCAAGGAUUGGAAAGUUAUGUUGAAUAGUUUCAACUCUAGAGUGUUAUACGAAGAAGAAGACAUAAACAUUUACCGAGAAAAUGUAAGAAUUCUACGCAAGAAGAGUCAAAAAAUAAAAGCGUUUGGUUUGGAUAAAGAGCAAUCACCAAAAUGUGAAAAAGCCUUGACAGAUGUUGAAAAAUUAAUUGACAAUAUUAAUAACUACUUAACAAAGAUGGAGUCAACAAAGUACUUGGGAGAAGUGUUAUGUAAUUUAUCUCCAGAAUUAGUAACAAACGUUAAAAUGCUGAUAGGAAAACCGAUGGAUUUCUAA